AUGUCGGGCGCCGAGGUCAUCGGUAUCAUCUCUGGCAUCAUCGCCAUUGUCGACGCCAUGGCGAAGAUCUGCAAUGCCGCCAUCGAUGCCUCAGGCCUCCCAGAAGCCUUCCGCGAUAUUGCGACACGGCUCCCUCUUGUCCGCAAAACCCUCCAGACUGUCUCCAGUAAUCUCAAUAACACCAACCCCGACGAAGAAUAUUGCAAGGCAAUAAAGCCUGUCUUACAGCGCUGCGAGAAUAGGGCAACACAACUAGACACAAUAUUUAAGGGUGUUGUGCCACAGGCUGAUGCUUCGAGAAUGGAGCGAUACGUGCAUGCGGUCCGUAACUUGGGUAAAGGAGACACAGUGGAGACGCUCAUGAAGGGCAUACUGGAGGAUGUCCAACUUUUGACCAGCAAUCGCGUGGCGGAACUGCCCACAGAGACCAGUGUCGCGGCGGUAAUACGGGAGGCAAUAGAAGAAGUGUCAGCAAUCCCGACAUCGUUACCACAAGGCAUUCACUUGUCCGCUACCUGCGAAACCGAACGGGACUCCCUACUCAAAGACCUAAGGUGGACCGAUCCCACCAUCGACAAGCUACGUAUUGAAAGAACCAAGGGGCCUCUAUAUGAAGAUUCGUCCCGCUGGAUUCUCUCCCACCCCAAUUACCAGAAGUGGCGAGACGGUGAAACCAAGCUACUCUGGAUCAAGGGCGGUGCCGGCAAGGGGAAGACGAUGCUGUUGGCCACAAUCAUCAAGCAACUUCAAUCCCGAACCAAACCCGACCACACCGCCACUAGCUCGUCGCUGUCGUUCUUCUUCUGUCAGAAUACUGACGACCGUUUAAACAAUGCAGUCGCCAUCCUGAAAGGGCUUAUAUACCUCUUGCUGAUCCAGGACGUUAAUCUGGUUUUAUACCUUAAGACCGACUACGACCGAAUGGGCAAGGAAAUCUUCGACGUCACUAAAAACGUUAACGCCUUCGACGUACUGUCAAACAUAUUUAGGCAAAUGAUCCAGCACUCGCGGUCGGAAACCGUCUACUUGGCUGUUGACGCUCUCGAUGAAUGCGAAGACGGCCUGCCGGACCUCCUAGGCCUGAUUAGAGACACUGUCAUCCAACAAAACCGCCUGAAGUGGAUCGUGACAAGCCGCAACGGAGUCGACAUUGACGAGGGCCCCGCGCUAGAGAAUCAAGGUGCAAAGUUAAGUCUGGAAGUGAACUCGGAAGCCGUGUCUCAGGCGAUCAAAGCCUACAUCGAGCACAAGGUAGACCAACUCCCGUCGCUUAGAUCCGACCCUACUCAGCGAGAUAAUGUCCAGCAAAAGCUACUCGAGAAGGCUGAGGGUACCUUUUUAUGGGUCGAUUUAAUAUUGCGAUCUAUCCAUAGCGUCUUAGCCGAUGAUGCUGCUCGCCAUAUCGAUGAGAUACCGUCAGGUCUACCCCCGCUUUACGAUAGGAUGAUGGGAGAUAUCGCCAAGUCUAGGAACGGCUACCGGGACGCGUGUCUUACUGUGCUUUCAAUCGCAACUUUAGCGUACCGCCCACUCCACAUUCUCGAGCUCCGAACACUAGCCGGACUCGUAUAUGACACCGCUGAUCUGGAGAAGAUUGUCGACAUGUGCGGUUCCUUUCUUACGCUGGUGGAGAACCACGUUUAUCCGAUUCAUCAGUCGGCCAAGGACUACCUAGUCAGCGACGCCGCGGUCGAUAAGAUUUUCUCGUCUGGGAAACAUGUUGUUCAACUCAACAUCGUCGAGAGAUCCUUGGCCGCGAUGGAGAACGCACUACGGCGAGACGUGUAUCAACUGGUGCAUCCAGGAACACUCAUCCAUGAUAUGAAGGCGCGGCCGCCCGCAAGUGAUCCUUUACUUGGAGUGGGAUACUCCUGUGCAUACUGGAUUGACCACGUUUGUGAAGCGGGCAAGGCCGAGUUACAAGGCUCGCGGCGUUAUCGGCUAAUAAAGACAUUCAGGCAGCAUGCCGCAGGAUCCAAGAGUAUCCGAAUAAGAGAGUUGAUCGAGACGUUCUUCCACCGCCACUUCCUGCAGUGGCUUGAAGCUUUGAGUCUCCUCGGCGAUAUGGCGAACGGAGUUCUCUCUCUUACUAGGCUCAGAACCAUUGUCGGGUUCGAACAACGGAACUAA
This is a messenger RNA of Podospora bellae-mahoneyi, 2130 nucleotides long. RefSeq names its product NACHT and WD40-domain containing NOD-like receptor 3 (gene NWD3). The transcript has 3 exons. The record is from RefSeq and is a predicted model, not a curated record. Lineage: Eukaryota; Fungi; Ascomycota; Sordariomycetes; Sordariales; Podosporaceae. Bases 1 to 2130 code for a protein of 709 amino acids.